CGCAGGGCCCCGCCGCCACAGCGCGCUCCGCCGCGGCGCCUCCCCGCCGCCCCUCGUGGCGCCCCCCGGCGCCCGGCCGGGCUGCCGCGCUCCCUGGCCGCGGGCGCCAUGCGCUGCCCCGCAGCCCCGCUGCUGCUCCUGGUCGGAGUCGCGCCGGCCGCCGCCGGCGCCCUGGCCGGGGCGGCCUUCGCCUACCCCGCGGAGGCCGCGCCACGGCCGCCCAGGGCCCUCGGUGGCGCCUGGGCCCCGCCGCGCACGCGGAGCCCUGCUCCCGAGCCGGCGGCCGCGGCACGACCCCGCGCGGCGCCGGGACAUCGCGGGUUGGCCGCCGCCGCGGCCGCGGUGGCGAGCCUGCUGGCGUCCCUGCCUCGCCGCCGCGGCGGGCACAGCGGAGGCCGGCGCCCAUUGCUUGGCUGCGCCACCACGAGUGGCGUGAUCAGCGCGUUCCCCGCCGGGUUCCAGAAAUGCGUCGCCGUGCUCGAGAAGUUCUCCACAUCCAAUCUGGGCCUCAUGAUGCGGCUCAGCACGCUGAACUUCUGCAAGAUCUAUAUGGCGAUGCUCGUCCUUCGCAUCACCAUCAUGUGGUUCCCGAACAUCAACCCCUACCGCCAGCCCUUCUACUCGAUGAUACAGCUCACCGACCCCUACCUCAACCUGUUCCGAGGCUGGAUGCCGCCGAUCUUCGGCAUCGACCUCUCCGUGAUCCUCGCCUUUGUGGUCCUCCAGGCUGCGCAAGACACGCUGGCCAUCUCUCCCUUCUGA
Messenger RNA from Prorocentrum cordatum, 762 nucleotides. Lineage: Eukaryota; Dinophyceae; Prorocentrales; Prorocentraceae. The record is from the annotation of a GenBank genome assembly.